CCUGGCAGCAAGACCCCCACUGGUGACAUUCAAGGAUGUGGCUGUGGACUUUGCCCAAGAGGAGUGGGAACAUCUGGACGCUUCUCAGAGUCACUUGUACGGAGAAGUGAUGUUGGAGAACUAUGAGAAUCUCAUCUCCUUGGGGCAUCUGCUGUCCAAACCGGAAAUGAUUUUCUAUUUUGAACAAGAAGAUGGUGUAUGGAUGGAGGAAGAAAUGCCAAGAAGCUCCUAUUCAGGUGUCAGGGAUGAGAAUGAUGGGAUUCUCCCUUGGCAGACAUCUCCAAGAGAAAAACCCUACAGCUGUCCCCAGUGUGGCCAAGACUUCAGACAGCUCAGAAACCUUCUACUUUACCAGCAAACCCAUACAGGAGAGAAGCCCUCUCCAUACGCUGGGCGUGGAAGAGCCUUCAGGGUAAGGACAGCAGACCUUAACUUUCCCAGGCUCCUUCCCAGAGAAAAGGCCUACCAAUGCAUGGAGAGUUCCAGAGUCUCCAACUCAGGAGCCACUCUGAGAAGGCACAGGAAGGACCACAUGUGAGGAAUGUGGGAAGGACUUCAGCUGCAGCUCCAACCUGUCCAUCCACCGGCGCGUCCACACGGGCGAGAGGCCCUUCAGGUGCCAAGACUGCGACAAGGACUUCAGCCGCAGGGCAGCCCUGCAGACCCACCAGACGUCCACGUAGAAAGGAAGCCCCACGUAGGAAGGAAGCCCCAUGCUUGUGAGGUGUGUGGCCGGGGCUUCACGCUGCACUCUACACUGGCAGGACCGUGCAGGAGACAAGGGCUAUGUGUGUAACAGAUAUGGCUGGGGUUUCAGCCAGAGAGCCAGCCUCUACCUGCACCAGUGCGUCCAUACUGGAGAGAGACUAUUCGGCGUGAGGCCUGAGGGAAGCAGUUCGGCCGGAGCAAGGACCUGGGCAUCCACCAGAGGGUCCACACGGGAGAGUAGCCCUACCGGUGUGGGGCUUGUGAGAGGGACUUCAGGCACUGUUCAGCCCUCAGGAGCCACCAGAGGGCGCACAGGGGAGAAGCCCUAUCCCUGUGCCGUGUGUGGGAAGGGGUUCAGUCAGAGAGUCCACCUGUAGAUGCACCAGAAGGUGCACCGUAGGGAGAGGCUUUUGGGACUGGGCGUCGCCAAAUGUCAGAACAGCAGUUGUCUGCAAGGUGCCUUCCAGAGCCCGGGGGAAUGCCAGGGCAUGGGUGCUGAGAUACACGGCAUGGCAGGCUUAACGGUAUAGGGCAUUUAUUCCUGUUUAGAUGGGAAAGAUGUCAUAGUAUGCAGGUUGGUAGAUUUUCACAAAGUGAACACACCCGUGUCCAGCCCCUGACUGGAGAAACGGAAUAUUUCCAGCUCUUCCUAGAGACGUCUGCCUGCUCCCUUCUGCUUGGCCCCCUACAAAGGAAAUCACUCUCCGGACUUCUAAAACCAUAUAUUUUGCAAGUUCUAGAAUAUCAUGUAAGUGGAAUUUUACAGCAUGUAGUCUUUUAUGUAGGACUUCAUUCACUCAGUGUUUGCAGGAAUCACCCAUGUUGUUGCAGGUACUCUUUUUUUUUUUUUUAAAGAUUUUAUUUAUUUAUUUGACAGAGAGAGACACAGCGAGAGAGGGAACACAAGCAGGGGGAGUGGGAGAGGGAGAAGCAGGCUCCCCGCAGAGCAGGGAGCCCGAUGCGGGACCGUGGGAUCAUGACCUGAGCUGAAGGCAGUUGUUUAACCAACUGAGCCACCCAGGCGCCCUGUUGCAGGUACUCUUAAGUUCAUCUAUUUUAUUACUAAAUAGUAUUCCAUACAACACAAGUGCAGUUUGUCCGUUCGCUUGUUGGUGGACAUUUACAUUUGGACAUUUGGGUUGUUUCCAGUUUUUGGCUUUAUAAAUAAAGCUGCUGUGAACAUCUGGGUACACAUAUACUCUGUGUGGACAUAUACUUUAAUUUCUUUGGGGUAUUUAUAGGAGUAGAAUUGACAAGUAUUCUAAAACUUUUUCAAAAACUGAAUUUAUUGAAGUCUUAAAACACAUGAUUAACUUUUACUAUAUGUCAAUAGAGAGGAAAUAAUUAUGCAAUUUAACAAUGUUAUCUUGCACAUUGGAUUUUUACAUGUACCUGGAAAUUUUCAAACAAAUAUAGAAAAAGAGCAGUGUAACAAACUCAUGUCCCCAUCAUCUAGCUACUCAUGAUGAAUUGUCUCCCUUAUUCCAUCCUCCUCCCUCACACACACAAUCCUGGAGUAUUUUAAAGCAAAUCCUAGACUAUGAUAUUGUUUCAUCUUUAAAUACUUUUGUAUAUAUCUUCAAAAAAUAAAUAUUUAUUUAAAAUUUUUUUUCAAAGAAUUAUCCUUUGCUUUAAAAUUUUUUUAUUGAGGUAAAAUUCAGGUAACAUAAAAUUUACUAUUUUAACGUUUCAGAGAACACAGCCGAGUAGUUUUAGUACAUUUACAAAGUUGUCUAACCAUCACCACCGUCUACUUCCAGGGCAUUUUCUUUUUUUUUUUUUUUUUGAAGAUUUUAUUUAUUUAUUUGACAGAGAGACAGCGAGAGAGGGAACACAAGCUGGGGAGUGGGAGAGGGAGAAGCAGGCUUCCCGCAGAGCAGGGAGCCCGAUACGGGACUCGAUCCCAGGAUCCUGGGAUCAUGACCUGAGCCGAAGACAGACACUUAACGACUGAGCCACCCAGGCGCCCUCCAGGGCAUUUUCAUCAGGCCAAAAAGAAAACCCCUUACUGUUAAGCAGUCGCUCCCCAUUCUUCCCUCCCACCUACCUCUGGCAACCACUAACUUACUUUCUGUCCCUAUAGAUUUGCCUAUUCUGGGCAUUCGAUAUAAAUGGAAUCACAAACUAUGUGGCCUUUUAUGGCUGCUUUCACUUCGCAUAAUAUUUUCACGGUUCAUCCCCGUUGUAGCAGGUGUCCAUACUACAUUCCUUCUUAUGGCUGAACAAUAUUCUAUUGUAUGGAUAUGGCACAUAUUUUAUCCAUUCUUCAGUUGAUGGACAUUUGAGUUGUUUCCAGUUUGGAGCUAUUAUGAAAAAUGUUAUGAUGAACAUUCAAUUCAUGUACAAGGUUUUCAUUGAGUAUAGGCAUUUAAUUCUCUUGGAUAUAUGUGGAAGAGUGGAAUUCAUGGAUCAUGUGAUCAUUCUAUCUUUUUUUUUUUUUUAAAGAUUUUAUUUAUUUAUUUGAGAGAGAGAGAGAAUGAGAGACAGAGAGCACGAGAGGGAAGAGGGCAGAGGGGGAAGCAGACCCCCCGCUGAGCAGGGAGCCCGAUCCCGGGACUCCAGGAUCAUGACCUGAGCCGAAGGCAGUCGCUUAACCAACUGAGCCACCCAGGCGCCCGAUCAUUCUAUCUUUCGCUUUUUGAGGAGCUGCCAAAUUGUUUUCCAUAGUGGUUACACCAUCUUACUUUGCCACUAGCAAUGUAUGAGGAUUCCGGUUCCUCCACAUUUUCACCAACAAUUGUCAUUCCCCGUCCUCCCCCCACCCUUUUUUUAAAUCCUAAUCCCAUUGGUAGCUGUGAAGUGGUAUCUUACUGUGGUUUUGAUUUACAUUUCUGUAAUUACUAAUGAUGUUGAGUUUCUUCUCAUGUGUUUAUUGGCCAUUUGUAUAUCUUUUUUAGGGAAAUCUCUAUUCAAGUCCUUUGCCCAUUUUAAAACUGGAUUAUCUUUUUGUUGUUGAACUGUAAAAAUUAUUUAUAUGUUACUAUCAUUUGCAAAUAUGGUCUCCCAUUCUGUGGGUUGUAUUUUCACUUUCUUGGUGGUUUCCUUUGAUGCACAAGUUUUUAAUUUUGAUGAAGUCUAAUUUAUUUGCUUUUUUCUUGAUAUUUGUGCUUUUGAUGUUCUAUUUAAGAAAUGGUUACCUAGGGGGCG
Molecule: messenger RNA, 3855 nt
Organism: Mirounga angustirostris (Northern elephant seal)
Lineage: Eukaryota; Metazoa; Chordata; Mammalia; Carnivora; Phocidae
Product: zinc finger protein 566-like
Exons: 4
Coding region: 110-538 (142 amino acids)
Biological process (GO): regulation of DNA-templated transcription
Source: RefSeq, a predicted model, not a curated record